ACAACCAUAAUAUGGGAAGCCCAGACCGGCAAGAUAGCCCAGCAAUUCGCCUUCCACAGCGCACCAACUCUUGACGUUGAUUGGAAGUCUGUCAACACCUUCGCCUCCUGCUCCACAGACACUAAUAUCCACGUCUGUCAGCUGGACAGGAAGACCCCCAUAAAGACAUUCCAAGGUCAUGAGAAAAAUGAGAGGGCGAGAUGCCUAAAUCGCAAGUACCAGCUGUUGGCUAGCGCUGACUGGUACCACUGCUCGUCUACGACAUAG
Molecule: messenger RNA, 267 nt
Organism: Dibothriocephalus latus
Lineage: Eukaryota; Metazoa; Platyhelminthes; Cestoda; Diphyllobothriidea; Diphyllobothriidae
Source: the annotation of a GenBank genome assembly